Messenger RNA from Hyla sarda, 1562 nucleotides. It is a transcript of the gene NYX, whose product is annotated as nyctalopin. Gene Ontology annotation, molecular function: protein binding. Gene Ontology annotation, cellular component: extracellular matrix. The record is from RefSeq and is a predicted model, not a curated record. The coding region runs from base 74 to 1471 and encodes 465 amino acids. Lineage: Eukaryota; Metazoa; Chordata; Amphibia; Anura; Hylidae. The transcript is spliced from 3 exons.
AAUAACAGGAAAUCCUAACCACUAAACUAGACAAGUAUCAUCUUUCUAAUAAUUUCUGAAAUGCCCUGGUCUAAUGGAAGAAGUAAUGAUUGCCAGCGUUUUGAAUGCUGUUCUUUUCAUCCAGCCACUUUAUGCCAUAUGGGCCUGUUUCCGCUCCUGUCCAUCAAGCUGUGUGUGUACUCAUGAACGAAACUGCUCUGUUUUAUGUGAUCGAAUAGGACUCCCAGACAUCCCUGAGGAAUUUCCAUGUGAAGCUUCCUUUAUUAAUCUAGAUAAAAACAAUAUCAAAUUUCUCUCAGAACGCGCUUUCGGGACUUUACCUUCACUAAAAUCUCUCUCACUGAGUCACAACAAUAUAUCAUUCAUCACUCCUGGGGCUUUCAAAGGAUUGCCCAAUCUGAUCGAGCUCAGAAUGGCCCAUAAUGAUUACAUUCGAUAUCUGCACACUCAAACCUUUUCAGCUUUAAAGAAACUAAUGAAAUUGGAUUUAGCAGACUGCAAUUUGUUCAACAUCCCUGACAGGCUAUUUGUUGAUCUUCCAUUACUACGGGAACUUGUGUUUUUUCAAAACAACUUUCGGAGGAUUCCAGGAGCUAUCCGAGGAAUGCAAAGCUUGAGUCAUGUUUAUCUGGAAAGUAACAGGAUUGAGGCAGUGGCUUAUAAUUCUCUACAAGAUAUACCAAAUCUAACCUAUCUUAACCUCCAAGACAAUAAAAUAUAUGUGAUCCACGAUAAGUCUUUUCAAGAUUGUGAGAAAAUGGAGUAUCUUUUUCUUAAUGACAACUUACUGAAUGAGUUACCAGAAAACUCCUUCAAAGGAUUGAAAAGACUAAAAAUGUUAAACUUGGGUGGGAACUAUAUACGAAAUGUCUCAGGUGUUUGGUUUCAAGAUUUAGUUGAGCUGGAAGUUCUUUAUUUAGACCGAAAUAAGAUAAGUUACAUUGAAGAAGAAGCUUUUGAAAACCUCACAAGCUUAGUGUCUCUUCAUCUGAACAGCAACAAUUUGACCACUUUGCCCUUUGAGGUCUUUAGACCAGUGUAUUUCAUAGGAAGGCUAUAUCUUUUUAAGAAUCCAUGGGAGUGUGACUGUAGGAUUGAAUGGUUAAGUGAGUGGAUGGAAAACUACAAGCUUGUUCGAGAUAUUCCAUGCUCUUCCCCACCAUCAUUGGCAGGGAUUGACCUCAGUAGCGUUUUGUUUCAAAAGUCUCCUGAAGGAGUCUGCCUCGAGCCAACAGAGCAAAAUUUGACUUACUAUAUUCCCCUUCCAACAGAACGGCUGCAGUCUACUAUGGAAUCAAAACUAAGCAGCCUGAUCUCCAAACUACUUGGAAGCCAUGAAGAUCUUGGAAAUGUAACAGAGAGUUUUGAUAACAGUACAAAUAGCAACACUAGCAAGGCCUCGACAGCUUCAUUAACACAGAAUGUAGCAUCCUUGCUCUUCCUUGUUUAUUUGACUUUGAUUAUAUUUUAGUCUGUCAAUACCGAUAUAAUGGCUUCAAAAAUGACAGUGUGCUCAAUAAUCUUCAUAAAAGAACCACUCGCUUUUAUUCUACCAUUUUACC